AUGACUUCCGUGUUUGAAGCAUCACAUGAAAAAACUAAUGGAACAAAACUUGUACGUUUAGUGAUUGAUGGAGGAACACACGCGUUAAGGACGUUUUUGCACACUAUUUAUCCCCCGGGCGUAUUACGAGCAGCAUUGGCGCGCAACCGUGGAACACUUGAGGUUCUUAAAUCGAGAAGAGCGAUCUUUGAUAGCCAGUGGGAGUCGCUAUUUCCUUCUUCAGGUGACCCAGCAGAUUCCGAGAGAUUCGACAUUACCCUUUUGCAUUUGUUGCUUCGGGAAAUUUGUUAUUUGGCGCCGUCUUUGACAGGAUGGAACAAUCCACCUGCCGAUACUGAUUUUAGUUACGAAGCAAAUAUUGUGCGAAUAAAAUUCUUCAGAAAUGAGCUAUGUCAUGGUAUUUCUACUGGGAUUACAAACGCCGAGUUUGAAGAUAAGUGGAACAAGAUUUCAAAGUCGCUAGUCGCUUUGGGACUCGAUCAAAAUGAGAUAGACCGUCUUAAGACUAAACCAAUUGAUCACGAUACUGAAAGCCGUGUAAAGGCGGAAGUGGAAAGAUGGACUCGAGAUUUUGAGACACAAAUACAGCUCUUGGAGCUAGAGGUAAAGCAGAUGAAAGAUAAAAUCUCAAGGAUUCAAGUUUCAGUUUCAGGAACAGGCGCUGGUGAGCUUGCAAAUUGCCUUCCAGAUGAAGAUCCGAAAGUGUUUGGCCGUUCAGAGGAGAUAAGACAAGUCACAGAGGCUAUCCAAACUAAGGGCGUGGCCACUGUUGUGAUAACAGGGGGGCCAGGGUUUGGAAAAACCACAGUGGCCAACAAAGUGGCUCAUGAACUGGUAGGUGUUUGCAAAAACACAGUUUUGUAUUGCCCGAUUAGAUCAAAAACAACAGUUGAUGAUGUAGCAACAUCUAUGAUUCUUGCCUGCAAUAAAAAUCACUCUCAUCCCCCGCGGAAUCCUCAUCAUUGGCUGCUUAACUGGAGCAAGCAACAAAUGAACAAUGUUACUUUCAUUUUAGACAAUGCUGAUGACGUUCUUAAUUCGAAUGACCAACCGCACUUCAUAAGCCUUUUAUGUGACAUGAGAAUCUUAUCAGGGCAGAAUAUUAAUUUCGUUGUUACAUCUCGAAGAGUAUUCAAAGAUUCCGGCUUGAAGAUGAUAGAAGUCAGGCUAAAACCCUUACCACCUGAAGAGUCUCGAAGAGUUCUUACCGAACAAAUCUCUGAUGACUGUAUCAAAAAGCAGCUGUCCAAAACAGACAUUCUAGUUGAACUGUGUGGUUGUGUGCCCCUUGCUCUCUGCAUCGUUGGCUCAUUGCUCUUAGACUACACAGAAGAUGAACUGAUUAACAGUCUUAAGGAAAGACCAUUGGAUGUGCUUCGAGAAGAUGAAAGUGAUGAUAAUUCUGUUGAAAAGGCUAUUAAAACCUCUUAUGAUGUUUUGAGCCAUAUUGAGCAGCAAGCCCUGCUUGUUAUGUCAGCCUUCCCUGGUUCUUUUAGCUCUGAAGCUGCCAGGACUGUAAUUAAUAACUGCACAAGCUGCACUACUCAGCCGAUAUCAAUUCUUCGUUCUUUGAAAAAUCGGUCACUCAUUGAACAACCAGCUUCACAGAGAUAUCAGAUCCACCCACUUAUACAGGCAUUUCUGAAAACAAUUGAUCAAGAUAUUGGUACCCAGCUUGUCAUAUGGGGAGAAAGAGUGGCUUGUGCUUACUUUAUUUCUCAGCUUGCUGACAAUGCCGACCUAUACUGGACCAAGGACAUGUGCAAAGAGUCCAUUCAGCGUUUUAAUAAGGACAGACAUAACUUUGAAUAUUUCCUCAAAGCCUGUAUCAGUGGGUUGAAGAAUGAAGAUCCUGAUGUCUUAGCAGUCAUGGAAACCUUAGUGGAGAGGAUUUCCCAAAUAUCUUCAAUAUACUUGUAUUUGGAAAUGUGCCUUCUUCCUAGUUUUUAUGUGGAGUUCCUUAAACUUUCUUGUAAUUUGUUGACAUCCGGUGAUCACCCUGCUAACAAAAGAGUGGAGCUUCUCUGCCUUGUUGGGCAUGAAAGCAGAAGAGCUGGAGAUCUCAACAAGUACAAGGAGUUUCAGGAAAAGGCCAGAGAAACGUUCUCGCAGAAUCCUGCAGAAAUUGAGGUUGAAAAGGUGUCAGAAGCUUUUUUCUACAACAACAAUGCACGCUUUCUGGCUGAAGAAGGAAAACUAGAUGAAGCAAAAGAAGAAUUUGACUUCUGUCUUUACAUAUGUGAGGGACAUUUAUCUUUGGAUUACAUGUAUGUACAGAAAGCAAUAACUUUGCUUUUUGCUGGUUAUGAAGACAAUCGUCGCAAUGAACGCCACGAGGCUAACCAAAAACUGAAUGAAGCAUUGAACCUUUAUCGAAGAGUCCUUGGCAAACAUGUCAUGACUGCUUGGGCUCACAGAUAUCUUGCAGAUUUUCUCCUCUUUCACGUUGACAAUAGUUUUGGAACAGCAGAAGACCAGCAAAAAUGCAUGAAACUUUAUGAGAAUGCAUUAGAAAUUAUGGAAAGUCUUGGAAUGGCUGACCACAAAGAGUGUAUUCUGAGUCUGACAAACUUAGGAAUUUGUCACCAGUUGCAAGGCAAUCAAGAACAAGCAAUGAUAUUGUAUCAAAGAGCAUUGCACAUUGCAGAAAGGGAACUAGGAGAGAAUCACACGUGGAAAGUGUAUCUAAAAACGCAAAUGGCUUACUGGAAUAAAGAAAAUGGGAAAUUGGACGAGGCAAAAGCAUUGAAAGACGAUGCAGUGCGAAGGAGUUAUACGCUAGGGCUACCAGACAAUCAACCACGCAACAAAUUUCUGUUGCAGAAAAUUUGA
This is a messenger RNA of Porites evermanni, 2832 nucleotides long. Lineage: Eukaryota; Metazoa; Cnidaria; Anthozoa; Scleractinia; Poritidae. The record is from the annotation of a GenBank genome assembly.